Messenger RNA from Ailuropoda melanoleuca (giant panda), 1876 nucleotides. It is a transcript of the gene CFAP100, whose product is annotated as cilia and flagella associated protein 100. NCBI's taxonomy places the organism in Eukaryota, Metazoa, Chordata, Mammalia, Carnivora, Ursidae. The transcript has 15 exons. Gene Ontology annotation, cellular component: ciliary basal body. The record is from RefSeq and is a predicted model, not a curated record. Bases 1 to 1737 code for a protein of 578 amino acids.
AUGUUCACCCAGUCUGCCCACUGCCCUCUGCAGGCAGUGUCUGUGAUUGUUCCUGACCGUUCAGCUAACCCUUUCCACAUGUCUGGAGAUGUGGAUUUCUUCUUGCUCAGAGAACAGGAGCAGAAUAAGUCUCGCACAGAGCGGGAGCAGAAGACGACCCCGCAGGUGCACCAAAAGAUGACCUACUCGUCCAAAGUGUCGGCCGAGCACACCAGCCUGCGCCGGGAGCUGCGGCUGGAGGACGAGAUGCUGGAUCAGGAGGUGCGCGCGGAGGCGGAGCGGCUGCGCGCCUUCCGCGACCACACCGCGUGGAAGCUCUGCAUGACCAAAGAAAAGAAGAUGGAAUCUGAUAACAUGAGCAACUACAUUAAUCAGAAGCGGCAGAUGUUCCUCAUCCAGUACGCCCUGGACGUGAAGCGGAACGAGAUCCGGCGACUGGAAAUGCUGGCGGCCAAGGAGGAGGCGGAGCUGGAGCAGGCAGAGAAGUCCCUGGAGCAGGACGCAACCUUGUUCGACGAGUUUCUCCGGGAGAACGACCGCAGCUCCGUACAGGCCCUGAGAGCGGCUGAGAAGGAGACUAAAGCGAAGGUAGAGAAGAUCACUGAAAUCCGAGAACUGACCACCCAGAUCACGAACAUCAAAAGUGAAAUCUCCAAAUUUGAAGACACUUUGCAGCAUUACAAGACCUACAAGGACUUCCUAUACAAGCUGUCGCCCAAGGAGUGGUUGGAAGAAAAGGAGAAGCGGCACCUGGAUCUCAAAAAGACCAAGGAGGCCCCCGAGCCCCGGAAAGAGAACACUUCAUUCUCCACAACAGGGGGCAAAGGACCAGGGAACAAGGGCAAAACAAGCUCCAGAGAUGGGCAGGGCCCAAAGAAACCCUGGAAGUUCCUGCAGGUGGCCCAGGUGGGGCGGCUCCUAUCCAGCACCGUGAGUCUCCAGCACAGCAGCCAGCCCACCAUGAGUAGUGGGCUGGACUCCAAAGGGUCAAGCUCUAUCUCCACUCUGUGUGAGGACCCAGACAGCGACGGGGAGGAGCUGGAGCUGUACUUCACAGAACCCCAGCAGCUCCUGGACGUCUUCACGAAGCUAGAGGAGCAGAACCUCUCGCUCGUCCAGAACACACGGGAGACGGAGGAGGCCCUGGAUGAUCUGAACCUCACCCUGAAAAACACCCACGUUCGCAUGGACAGGGAGGUCAACCAGCUGAAGCAGUGGGUCACCACACUGAUGACGUCCAUCACCAAGGAGGAGGAGUCGGCCGCCGAGCUGGAGCUCAAAGCCCGAGUCUUCCACUACGGCGAGUACAAGGGUGCUCAGGAGGACAAGCUGUUGGAAAGCCUCAACCGCAAGGUGCUGGAUGUGUACCGGCACUGCAUCGGCACCCAGCAGGAGUCCAACCUGGGCACCGUGCAGAUGCUGACCGUCAUUGAGCACCACCUGGACGAGCUGCUGGAGAACCUGGAGCGGGUACCCCAGAUCAAGAUUGAGCAGGCCGAGAAGGCCAAGGAGAAGGAGCGCCGCCUGAGACUCCGCGAAGAGAAGGUCCUGAUGCAGAAGCAGCUGCAGGAGGAGCGCCUGCAGCGGGCCCAGGCCCGGGCCCAGGCUGAGAUCAAGAAGAAGAGAGGCAGGAGACUGGUGAGUCGCUCCCGGCCCCCAGCUCUCAAAGCAAAGCAGGAGCCUGAACAUGUGCUGAUGGACGACGACAAGGAGGGGCAGCUGCUGUUCUUCACGUAGCCUCCCCACGCUGGCUGGCCAUCACCCACGGCACAGCAAGGACAGCAGCAGGAAGCAGGGGCAGGGCGGGCUGGCCUGCGGCAGCCGUCACCAUAUCCCCCUGGCCCUACCAGCCUCCCACUGUGCAUUUACUUACUCG